Guillardia theta CCMP2712 is the source of this 771-nucleotide messenger RNA. RefSeq lists its product as hypothetical. Lineage: Eukaryota; Cryptophyceae; Pyrenomonadales; Geminigeraceae. The record is from RefSeq and is a predicted model, not a curated record. The annotation marks the transcript as partial. The transcript has 6 exons.
CAAUGGUGGCAGUCUACGGAACCACCGGGAAUGGCGUCCAUGAGCGCAUGUACCAGCGCAGUACCAGCAACUCCAAGCGCACAGUUUUGGCUGUCGCAUCUGUAGCCGUCGCAUGUUUGUGCGCGUAUCUUGUGGUUUCAUCUGAAGUUCGAAGUGGGCCGGCAAUGCUGUUGUUCCCCACACCCACCCUCAAAAAUCUUCUUGGCACCUUCAUGAGACAGCAAGGAGCUUCCAAGUCGGAUAUCUCCAAGAUGAACAAGUAUUACUCCAAGAAGGGACGUGUUCAGAUGCUCGACGACUUGAGCGGCGAGUUCGAUCCCAUCUCUGACGCUGACUCCAACUACGCCCGUGCCAUCGGCAUCAAGUCCGUCUCCAGGACGAACCCCGUUAUUACCGAGGACAUGGACUUCUCGCCGGAGAAGAAGGGGCGUGUUCAGAUGCUCGACGACUUGAGCGGCGAGUUCGAUCCCAUCUCUGACGCUGACUCCAACUACGCCCGUGCCAUCGGCAUCAAGUCCGUCUCCAGGACGAACCCCGUUAUUACCGAGGACAUGGACUUCUCGCCGGAGAAGAAGGGGCGUGUUCAGAUGCUCUACGAUGUCGACGGCCCUCAGGCUUCUGAUCCCAAGAAGACGGUUCUUGCCAGGCAUGCGAUCCAUCAAAAGAACAGGGCUCAGAAACAGCAGAAGAGCCUUGCAUUCAUGAUCAAGAAUAACAUUCUUGGAACUGCGGACAAAGCCAGCAGUUCAGAUGUUGUCCAAUUCUGCAAGG